GUCCCUCGGGAAACAGUCCCUGAGAGUUGUGACUUGCUUAAGGUCAAGAAGCUACCUACCAAAUGCACGAACUAGGCUGGAAUCUAAUCAGCCUCUUGCUGAGCCGAGAACGUCAAUUCCUUUUCCUUGUGUUGCACAAAGAAACCCGAGAAAACCAGUCACCCGAGCAACCCCCGCGAGGGCGUAGCGCCUGCUCCGCCCCCGCCCGCGGACUCCGGCUGAGCUCCGCCCUCGGGGAUCCAGGAACUCAGCGCCCGCCAGCCGGGUCGUCGGGAAAACCCGGAGCGGCCAAUCCCGGCGCGGCCCUGGGCGCUGCGUGCGCAGAAGACGUCGGAGGCGCAUGCUCUCUGGCGGUCCCGGCCCCGCGGACUGGCGCCGGCGCUGGCCUCCUUGGCCCGCGGACUCCUGGGCCGGCUGCGGGCAUGGCGGCCAGUCUGUGGAUGGGCGACCUGGAGCCGUACAUGGAUGAGAAUUUCAUCUCCAGAGCCUUUGCCACCAUGGGGGAGACCGUGAUGAGCGUCAAAAUUAUCCGAAACCGCCUCACUGGAAUCCCAGCUGGCUACUGUUUUGUAGAAUUUGCAGAUUUGGCCACAGCCGAGAAGUGUUUGCAUAAAAUUAAUGGGAAACCCCUGCCAGGAGCCACACCUGCAAAACGUUUUAAACUGAACUAUGCCACUUAUGGGAAACAACCAGAUAACAGCCCUGAAUACUCCCUCUUUGUGGGGGACCUCACCCCAGAUGUGGAUGAUGGCAUGCUGUAUGAAUUCUUCGUCAAAGUCUACCCGUCCUGUCGGGGAGGCAAGGUGGUUUUGGACCAGACGGGCGUGUCAAAGGGCUAUGGUUUUGUGAAAUUCACGGAUGAACUGGAACAGAAGCGAGCUCUGACCGAGUGCCAGGGAGCAGUCGGCCUGGGGUCUAAACCAGUGCGGCUGAGUGUGGCAAUCCCCAAAGCGAGCCGUGUGAAGCCAGUGGAGUAUAGUCAGAUGUACAGCUACAGCUACAACCAGUAUUACCAGCAGUACCAGAACUACUACGCCCAGUGGGGCUACGACCAGAACACAGGCAGCUACAGCUACAGCUACCCCCACUACGGCUACACGCAGAGCACCAUGCAGGAGUUCACGCUGCUACUCACCCUCUCUUCGGUCUCUUGGCAGACAUAUGAAGAAGUCGGGGAUGACGCGUUGGAAGACCCCAUGCCGCAGUUGGAUGUGACAGAGGCCAACAAGGAGUUCAUGGAGCAGAGCGAGGAGCUGUACGACGCCUUGAUGGACUGUCACUGGCAGCCCCUGGACACAGUCUCUUCAGAGAUCCCUGCCAUGAUGUAGUCGGGACAGGACCAGCCGAAAAGGAUUGUGUGGUGGAGAGGAGAGACUCCUUUUUAACAAAGUAUUAGAACUUUUAACUUUUUGGAAAUGUUUUGUAAGAUUUUAGUGAUCAACUCUUCUGAGAUUAUGACCAUUUCUGCAA
Molecule: messenger RNA, 1470 nt
Organism: Mirounga angustirostris (Northern elephant seal)
Lineage: Eukaryota; Metazoa; Chordata; Mammalia; Carnivora; Phocidae
Gene: TRNAU1AP
Product: tRNA selenocysteine 1 associated protein 1
Exons: 10
Coding region: 63-1328 (421 amino acids)
Biological process (GO): selenocysteine incorporation
Cellular component (GO): nucleus
Molecular function (GO): tRNA binding
Source: RefSeq, a predicted model, not a curated record